Pelodiscus sinensis (Chinese soft-shelled turtle) is the source of this 1745-nucleotide messenger RNA. The record is from RefSeq and is a predicted model, not a curated record. NCBI's taxonomy places the organism in Eukaryota, Metazoa, Chordata, Testudines, Trionychidae.
AGUUCCUGCCCUAAAGGGCUAGGCGUGGCUGGGCUCUCUGAAGGGCCAAGUGCCUGGUGCUGCUCUCAGCUAGACGGGGGGUGCUCCACGCCAGCCCUGGAGCGACUCGUUGGACCCACCGACUUUCCUCCCUCUGGCUCAGCAGUGAGAGGCCUCGGCCGAUCCUGCAAACGUCCUGUCCCCCGUAAGGGAGUAACCUGGCUGGGUGGCGGAGACGAGCCGCCCUGCAAGGCGAGGGGAAGGGCUAGUGUCCUGCCAGGCCCUUAGCAGGGGUUUUCCUGGAGGAGAGUGGGGGAGGGGGGCUGCUUUGAAUGGUGGAACAUCCUGAAAGGCAGGUCCGAGACCAGGCACCGCCGUGGUGGGAGAUGGAGCGGCCUGCCCGUGUGGGUCAGACCCCCUGCAAUUGGCUAACCAGUGCAACUCCAUUCCUAGAGGAAACUCCUUUUCCGCUCUGCCUGCCAGCCUACCCCAGCAACUCCCGUGCUGCACUGCCAGGCCUGGGCCGGUCUGCCCAGCGCUGCUGGUGGAAGGCGGGCCUGGGAGGGGCGGCUGGAGCCGCCUGCUUCAGGGAGGGAGAAAGGAGCUUUGAGUUGCCACUGGCAAAGCUCUGGGGCUCCCGAAGCGCCUCUCUCCGGGGCGACUUGCCCGUGGACAGCAGCACGCUCAGCCCGGCUUCCAAGGCUCACGGUGACUGCAGGGAGGGAGGCGUUGCCAGCCAGGGGGCAAGCAGAGGGGUAGAGCCCCGGCCUGGGGCCGCUCCGGCGCAGACAGACCGCUUCCUUUCGGAGGGCUCGCAAGCGAGACGGGAAGCAGGUUACCUUGCAGCGAGCUGGGGGGCGUGGGCAGCAGCAGGAAGGAUUCCCCCGCAGAUCUGCAUUCUCGAGCACCUGGGAACCCAUGAGGGCAAAGACCAGAUCCCGCGGGGGUUUCCAGUUACAAGGAAGGAGCGAGUGCAGAAGGGAUUUCUCCUCGCCUCGGCUGACGGGCUUGUGCAGGGCUGAGCGCACGGUGCCUGCCUUUUCUUCCCCUUUCUCCUGCCGGAUAUCUGAUCUCGGCCCUGCGGGGGCCGCAGGUGAUGGGCACUAAAUUGUGCGUCUCUGCCGUCGGGCAGCUGUGAACGGAGGAGCCAUGGAACUACCUGUUGGGUCCCAGGACUGGGAGGAGCGCCGUUCCGGUUCCGAGGCGGCCGCAUGGAGCGGGGACAGCUGCAACUGAGUGAUCGGUGAUUUUUUUCCCCCUUGUUGGCCACCCCGGCCCUUGCUUCGUGAGCACAGGAGGCAAAAGGGUGGACGUUAGCCAGGCUUCGGAGCACGGACCGGUGCCAGACAACGAACGUGCCUGUUCCCCUGGGCAGGGCCUGAGAAGCCAUUCUGCCCCUCUGCUGUGCGCUGCCGGGUGUGCCGGCCGAGGCGGGGCUGGCCCCACUGGCUUGCCGCAGGACGGAGCGGUUGUGUCGCUCUGCGGGGGAGAGAUUUCUCGUCCCUGCGUGGCGUCCACUGGGCUGAGGGGGUGUCUCACCCGCUGUGCCGUGCGCGUUGCUUGUCGGCUGGUUCGCUCGGUGGGGGGUUUCUGGACUUCCAACUCAGGGGAGAGACUCCAGGGCUGUGAGGCUGGGAAGCCCAGCAAGGCAGGCAGGGGAAAGCUGGGGAAAGGGUGGUUAUGGGGCAGCCCCCUCGCUCUCCGGAGGGUCUGGUGGAGCCCCAGAAAGCAGCCAGGCUCCAGGGGUAAGACGAGUUUGCACCAUU